This is a messenger RNA of Antechinus flavipes (yellow-footed antechinus), 1313 nucleotides long. Its product is annotated as protein zerknuellt 1-like. Bases 67 to 825 code for a protein of 252 amino acids. Lineage: Eukaryota; Metazoa; Chordata; Mammalia; Dasyuromorphia; Dasyuridae. Gene Ontology annotation, molecular function: DNA-binding transcription factor activity, RNA polymerase II-specific; RNA polymerase II cis-regulatory region sequence-specific DNA binding. The transcript has 4 exons. Gene Ontology annotation, biological process: regulation of transcription by RNA polymerase II. The record is from RefSeq and is a predicted model, not a curated record.
UGAGUCCAUUCCAUCUCCUGGCUCAACCUCAGAGCAAGUUAACAAUUCUAAUUCCCUGUGGAAACCAUGGAUUGCUCCGAGACCUCUUCAGACUCUGGCCCAUCAACCUGUAAUGAUACCAACAGGCUCUUGGAAAACUCAACAGGGGAACCCAAACCUGAAUCCAAAUCCUUGAAUGGCACUUCCAACAAGGAAAAUAGAGUCAGAAAGAGAAUGGCCUAUAGCAAAACACAACUUGAGGAACUGCAUUUUCAUUUCAAACAGAAUGCAUAUCUUAAUUCUGAACAAAUGGACCAGAUAUCUAAGAAACUGGGUAUCUCUCACAGACAGGUAAGAAAAUGGUUCCAGAAUAUGAGAAUGAAGAGGAAAAAACAGAUGAAUGUUUCAGACCAGGAAUCUCACUUGGAAAAGAUAUGUGAUUCAGCUAUAAUGCAUCCUAGUAGGACUCAAGGGGAUCUGCAGUCCACUGUUGCCCAGCCCACUGUUACCUUGCAGCAAGACUUUAGGACAAAUACCACUUGCAGAAUUAAAAUGGAAUGUCAAUCCUGCAAUUACUUUUCUCACUUUCAUAAAGAACAGAAGACAGUUAACUUGCCAAAUUAUAAUGAUCACCAAGCAAUGGCUGUUCCUGCUUAUUCCAAUUCCUAUUUAGAGCCUACUACUUUUCAGCCAAGUUAUGGAAUGAAUCAAUCCUGGAACAUGUUCUCAAAAGACAAUUUCCCACAGCAACAAUGUAAUAGAGGAAAUCAUCAUGGUGACCUAAUUUAUCAUUACUCUGAGGUCAACUCAGUGUCUGGGAAACCUACAGUCUUCAUGCAACUUUAAUACCAUAAUAAACUCCCACCAUAGACCCUUACUCUCCAUGAUGUGAAUCGUGGAGAUUGUUCUCAGAGAUUGUUAAAAGAAAAAUGAUAAUUAGAUCAAUUCUCCAAUAUUGUCCAGUUUGUAUAAUAAGGAGAGGUCAAAAAUUUUUCCUUUUAGCCUCUAUUGUCUCAGUGAUGUGCAGCAAAACUCUUAAAUCACCCAACCUCUGAGACUAUCUAAUUAGUAUCUUGAAAAGACAGUCACAACAACUUUUGAAACUUUGAUUAGCAUAUCUUUCGACAAUUCUGGGACCUGGUGACUCUGGUGGAUUCUACCAGUCUCCUUGAUUCCUCCCCCUUGCUCCAUAAAUCCUGCCCCGAUCCCUUUGCUCCCCUGAGACUUUAAAAAUUGUAUAUCCUGAAAUGCAUUAAGUAUAACUGCCUUUUGUAUUUUCUAUUCAAUCCCACGAAGCUAUUUAUGUAAAAUAAAUAGCAAAUCUUUGUAACCUA